Molecule: messenger RNA, 195 nt
Organism: Talaromyces stipitatus ATCC 10500
Lineage: Eukaryota; Fungi; Ascomycota; Eurotiomycetes; Eurotiales; Trichocomaceae
Exons: 2
Coding region: 1-195 (64 amino acids)
Source: RefSeq, a predicted model, not a curated record
AUGGCAACUAGAUAUCAAAGCGGUACGAACGACAAUCAUCCUUUACGCUGGUCUAUCAAUUUUUUAACACACAAGAUGUUGGGAACUAUAGCUCAAGGGGGCCUUAACUUCAGAUACCAAAAUAAAUACGUCGAAGCAGGAAAGCAGGGGCUUGUAGGAGGACAGGUCGGAAACACACAAAUUGUAUAUAUCUAA